Molecule: messenger RNA, 462 nt
Organism: Prunus armeniaca (apricot)
Lineage: Eukaryota; Viridiplantae; Streptophyta; Magnoliopsida; Rosales; Rosaceae
Source: the annotation of a GenBank genome assembly
AUGUUGGACUGGCUUUUGCCGUGCGAGGCUGUGAAAAAGGUCAUGGCUGAGGCACUUGGGAAGGUGGCCUUGGUGGAAAGAGAUUUGACGGCGACGUAUAAAGCUUCGUGUUUGAAUGCUUUGGAAAGUUGGAGAUUUUAUAAGAUAUAUUGUCUUCCCCCCUCCCCAAUCGGUUGUUUGGUUGCUGAGAAAGGUAGUGGUAGUGAUGGAGUGGAGGUUGUGGUGGUGAUGAAGGUGGAGUUGGUGGUUGUGGUAGUGGUGGUGGUAAGGAUGUUGAUUGUGGAGGUGGUGAUAGUGACAACAUUGUGGUGGUGGUGGCAGCAUGGUGGUGGAUGUGGUGGUGGUGGUGGUGGUGGUUGUGGUGGUAGUGGUGGAGGCGAAGGUGGAGUUGGUGGUAGUGGUGGUAGUAGUAAUGGUGGUGGUGGUGGUGGUGGUGAAGGUGGAGUUGGUGGUAGUGGAUGA